This is a messenger RNA of Penicillium arizonense, 1257 nucleotides long. RefSeq names its product cyclin family protein. NCBI's taxonomy places the organism in Eukaryota, Fungi, Ascomycota, Eurotiomycetes, Eurotiales, Aspergillaceae. The transcript is spliced from 2 exons. Bases 1 to 1257 code for a protein of 418 amino acids. The record is from RefSeq and is a predicted model, not a curated record. Gene Ontology annotation, molecular function: protein kinase binding; cyclin-dependent protein serine/threonine kinase regulator activity. Gene Ontology annotation, cellular component: nucleus; cyclin-dependent protein kinase holoenzyme complex. Gene Ontology annotation, biological process: regulation of cyclin-dependent protein serine/threonine kinase activity.
AUGGAUUCCUUGUCGCUCAACAGAGCAGCUCUCGACGAGUUCGUCACUCAGCGAGUGACACGGGAAAUGGUGACGCACCUGGCCCAGCAAGCAGCUCAGGUCAUCCGCUGUGAAGCCCAUGUGACCAACACUGUCAACCAACAUGGACAACCCACGCCUCCAUCCACUCCUCCCAUGGAAGCUUCCGACCUGCCUGCCCUUCCUUCAAUCGAAGCCUUCAUCGCGUCACUCGUCGCUCGCUCCCAGGUUCAGGUGCCUACUCUCAUGAGCUCCCUGGUAUACCUCGGUCGUCUUCGUGCCCGUCUUCCCCCGGUCGCCAAGGGCAUGCGCUGCACCGUCCACCGGAUCUUCCUCGCCUCGCUCAUUCUCGCCGCCAAGAACCUGAAUGACUCAAGCCCCAAGAACAAGCAUUGGGCCCGAUACACCGUGGUGAAGGGGUUCGAGGGCUUCGGCUUCUCCUUGCCGGAAGUCAACCUGAUGGAACGCCAACUGCUCUUCCUUCUCGACUGGGAUACCCGUGUGACUGAAGAGGAUCUUCUCACAUACCUCGAGCCCUUUCUGGUUCCCCACCGUCAGCGCCUGAUCGCCCUCGAGCGUGAGCGCAAGUCCGAAGAGGAGCACAUCCGCAAGCAACAACAACACCGCGAAUGGCGCCGUCUUCAUGCAUCAGCGGACCUGCUGGCCAGCCGCCUGCGUCGCCAAAAGCUCGAAAGCCGUGGUGAGAGCCGCCGCGCAAACGACAAUUCACUCCGCCGUCUCCCAAGCCAUGUCUCCUGCCCGAGCAUGCACAACGCCCACAACACACAGGUCUCCGCUGAACACGAUCGUUACAACCCUUACCACCGCCAGCGCGCAUCUCCUAACCGACCCAACCGGUCCAUUUCCCCGCCCUCAGUUCGCGAUGUGCCGGCCCUGUCUCACGCCGAGACCUUCAACUCUCUCUGCUCGCGUUCCUCCAGCCUCGCCCCAAGUUCAAAGGGAACCCCCGCCAGCAUCAGCACAGUCUCUUCUCAUGGUGGUGCCGAUGAAGUGAUGCUCACAGACCUCAGCCGCAGCCCAUCGUGCGCCUCUUCCCUCAACUAUAGCUACGUCAACGUCGCUCCCAUCGAGACGAAGCACAAGCACUUUGAGCCCCUCCGCCAGCCUAGCAAGAAGGUAAAGGUCAACAGCCACGCCCACGGUGGCGGUUUUGUUGCUCGCUUCCUCGCUUCCGCCACUAGCUCUUACAUGAACGGCCGCGUUGGUCGCUCUCACUAA